AACCGCCAUUUUGAAACACGCGGGAAAACUCCCCGAAGCGAAGAGCCACGCACUUACGCAAACUUAUACAUUUUUAUGGGAUUCAUUCACGAUCCAAUAAAGUGAUGAGCUCCUUGCGAUGUGUGGCGAAACAUCCAACAAUUUCUCUGGUGGAAUCAUGCAUCAGUCUCAUGGAGAUCAAGCAAAUCCAUGCCCAGCUGCUUAUCAACGGCCUUCUCAACGACCCAUUUCUCCAUGGCCAAUUCGUCGCCUCCAUUGCCCUGAAGCACCCAAGAAAUCUAGAUUAUGCCACCCGGGUCCUGGACCAAUCAGAUAGCCCAUCCUUCUUUGCCUUGAACUCCAUGAUCAGGGCCCACUCCAAGAGCUCAAACCCUCAGAGAAGUUUCCACUUUUACAACAACAUUCUACGCUCCACUCACAAUCCUCACCCCGAUAACUACACCUUCACGUUCUUGAUCCGCACCAGCGCGCAAUUGCUGGCGUCUAAAGCAGGCCCGGGUGUCCAUGCCGCGGUGGUGAAAUAUGGGUUCGAAACUGACCCGCAUGUUGAAAGUGGGUUGAUUUACAUGUAUGCUGAACUGGGUUUUGUGGAUUGUGCGCGCAAGGUGUUUGAUGAAAUUCCCGAGCCGGAUUUGGUGGCCCAGACUGCGAUGGUGACUGCGUGUGCUAAAUCGGGUGAUGUUGAUUUUGCGCGCAAUCUGUUUGAUAAAAUGACUCACAAGGAUGCUAUUGCGUGGAAUGCUAUGAUAGGAGCGUAUGCACAGUGUGGGAAAUCAAGGGAGGCCCUGAACUUGUUUCACCUGAUGCAAAUGGAGGGUGUGAGAAUUAAUGAGGUGUCAAUGAUUUUGGUUUUAUCCGCGUGCUCUCAAUUGGGUGCAUUGGAUCAAGGGAGAUGGGCACAUGCAUAUAUUGAGAGAUAUAAGAUUCCAAUGACUGUUACACUGGGAACUGCACUCAUUGACAUGUAUGCAAAGUGUGGGAACAUGAACAAGGCAAUGGAAGUGUUUUGGGGAAUGAAGGAAAAAAAUGUCUAUACUUGGAGUAGUGCCAUGGGCGGACUAGCGAUGAAUGGGUAUGGUCAAAAGUGUCUUGAGCUCUUUUCCCUUAUGAAACAGGAAGAGGUUAAGCCAAAUGAGAUCACUUUUGUUUCGAUUUUAAGGGGUUGUAGUGUUGUUGGAUUGGUUGAGGAAGGCCUCAAGCAUUUUAACUCUAUGAGAAAAGAGUUUGGGCUUGAACCUAUGCUCGAGCAUUAUGGAUGCAUGGUUGAUUUAUAUGGCCGAGCUGGCCGCUUAAAUGAAGCCAUAGACUUUAUAAAAAAAAUGCCUGUGAAGCCUCAUGCUGGUGCUUGGGGUGCUUUGCUUAAUGCUUGCAAGAUGUACAGGAACACAGAGCUGGGUGAACUUGCAUCGAGAAAGAUACUAGAGCUAGAAGCCAAGAACCAUGGAGCCUAUGUACUCCUGUCAAAUAUCUAUGCAGAUUCCAAGAACUGGGAUGGUGUUAGUAAUGUGAGGCAAACAAUGAAGACCAAGGGUGUCGAAAAGCUUCCAGGUUGUAGUGUUAUAGAGGUCGAUGGUGAAGUUCAUGAGUUCUUUGCAGGGGAUAAGUCCCAUACUAGAUAUGCUGAAAUUGAGGCAAAAUUAGAAGAGAUAUCAAAGAGGCUAAAGUUAUCAGGUUAUGUUGCUAACACUAGCCCUGUUCAUUUUGACAUAGAAGAAGAAGAAAAAGAGGAUGCCUUAUGUAAACAUAGCGAGAAGGUUGCCAUUGCUUUUGGAUUGAUUAGUUUGAAGGAAGGUGUGCCCAUUAGGAUUGUGAAAAACCUUCGUGUUUGUUGGGAUUGUCAUGUUGUAACACUAAUGAUAUCUCAAAUUUACAAGAGAGAGAUUAUAUUGAGAGACAGGAAUAGAUUUCACCAUUUUAAAGGUGGACACUGUUCUUGUAAGGGUUUCUGGUAAACAAAAAACUGUCUCACCAACAAAGAUUCAUUUUAAAUGGACGAAUGGAAGUUUUAUUUCUAUUACUCUAUGAGCCUCCACUCCUCACUUUCUCGUCUUUCUUCCUUGUAAGUCUACAAUCCACAUUAAGCUAAGCUGAGUUGUGAAAUCAUCUAUCCGUUGAACUAAAAGAAUUAUUCCAGAUGUUAAACGGGGUUUCAUGAAGUGGGCCUGCCAGCCAUCUGAUAGAGCGUCAAAUCAAUAGCGUACAUUUACUUCAAAAUGUGAAGAUACAUGCAUAAGAUAGGUUUCAAUGGAUCGGUACAAGGAAAAUUAGUUCCCCAGCGGCAAUGGCAGAAAGGUGCAGACUAUUUCCUUACAGGUUCAUGCGUCCUUCAUGAUGCUGUUGCUGUCAGUCUGAUACUAUUCCUAGUCAUGUCAUGCUAUGCUUCAGUUCCUUCAUUUCAACCCAAUUUUAAGCUUUGGGUGCUCGCCUUAAGGGUCCACACACAACCCAAUUUUAAGAUUUGUAUUUAUGUUAGAAUAUGGUUGUUCUUGAUUGUCAAAGGGGAGAAAAAGACAAAUCUAACUGGCUAUUCUAUUGGAAGCGUAAACCUAGACUUGGUUGAAGGAAAAAGCAUGAUCAUUAUUAUCAACAUCAUCAACAGAUGUAACUUCUUUU
Messenger RNA from Diospyros lotus (date-plum), 2613 nucleotides. Its product is annotated as putative pentatricopeptide repeat-containing protein At5g40405. NCBI's taxonomy places the organism in Eukaryota, Viridiplantae, Streptophyta, Magnoliopsida, Ericales, Ebenaceae. Bases 105 to 1952 code for a protein of 615 amino acids. Gene Ontology annotation, biological process: RNA modification. The record is from RefSeq and is a predicted model, not a curated record. Gene Ontology annotation, molecular function: protein binding; zinc ion binding; RNA binding. The transcript has a single exon.